AUGAUAAUAGAGAAUUUUCCACAAUUUUGGAAAAGGACAACAGGGGAUAAUAACGAGGAAGAUGACAAGAAUAAGACAGCGAAGAAAAAAUCAAGAAGGCCAUUAAACACAGGAUUUAGGCAACAGCGGUUAAAAGCGUGGCAACCAAUCUUAUCACCUCAAACUGUUUUCCCUGUAUUGAUCUUCUUAGCAUGCAUUUUUGCCCCUAUUGGGAUUGGAUUAAUGGUUAGUGCAAUUAAUGUUCAGGAUUUAGUUGUGGAUUAUACUCAAUGUCAUUUAUUAGCUAUUGACACAUUCACAGAAAUUCCAUCUAAUUUAGUUUCAUAUCAUUUUAAAAAGAAAAUUAAUAGUGCUAACAAACCAGCAUGGAGAUAUAUCAGCAAUGGAUUAGAUGAUGAUAAUGUUUGUCAAUUGAAAUUUGAAGUCCCAAAUAAUGUUAAGAGUCCAAUUUAUAUUUACUACAAGUUGACAAAUUUCAAUCAAAAUCAUAGAGAAUAUGUAGAAUCAUUUGAUAUUGACCAAUUGAAAGGAGAUGCCAUACCAUUAGCUUCACUUGAUGAUAAUUGUGAUCCAUUGAAAGGCAAUGAUGAAGAUAAAAUUAUCUAUCCAUGUGGAUUAAUUGCUAAUUCUAUGUUUAAUGACACAUUUUCUGUCAAAUUCAUUUCUGAAGACCAUAUUAAUGAUGAUUAUAAUUUAUCUUCCCAAGGGAUUGCAUGGUCCACAGAUAAGAGACAUCGUUAUGGCAAGACUAAAUAUAAUUCUUCUCAAAUAAUACCGCCUCCGAAUUGGUACAAGAUGUUCCCCAAUGGAUAUAACGAUAGUAAUAUACCUAAUUUAAAAGAAUGGGAAGAGUUCCAAGUUUGGAUGAGAACAGCUGCAUUACCAACUUUUUAUAAGAAAGCAUUACAAAAUGAAAAAGAUGAAUUAAUGGCAGGAGUCUAUACCAUGAACAUAACAUUAAACUACCCAGUAAUGUCAUUUGGCGGUACCAAGAACUUUGUUAUGACUACAAAUAGUAUUGUUGGUGCAAGGAAUAUUUCAUUGGGAAUAGUUUAUUUGAUUGUUGCUGGAAUAUGUACAGUUUUCUCAGUAAUUUUCAUUAUGAAAGUUCUUUUCCAACCAAGAUCAAUGAACGAUCAUAGCUAUCUAGACUUUACAUCGUCAUCUUCAUCUUCGAAUAAUAAUAAUAUGAAUAGUAGAUCUAAUGUUGUUCCAUCUUUUGAAAUUGAAUCAAUAAACGAUCAGAACGAAAGAAGGUCUAUGAACAGUUUACCAAUAAGAGAAAUCCUAUAA
Molecule: messenger RNA, 1293 nt
Organism: Naumovozyma dairenensis CBS 421
Lineage: Eukaryota; Fungi; Ascomycota; Saccharomycetes; Saccharomycetales; Saccharomycetaceae
Product: putative aminophospholipid translocase regulatory protein
Exons: 1
Coding region: 1-1293 (430 amino acids)
Cellular component (GO): Golgi apparatus; plasma membrane; endoplasmic reticulum
Source: RefSeq, a predicted model, not a curated record